This is a messenger RNA of Pleuronectes platessa (European plaice), 2509 nucleotides long. RefSeq names its product protein eva-1 homolog A (gene eva1aa). The coding region runs from base 286 to 747 and encodes 153 amino acids. The transcript is spliced from 4 exons. The record is from RefSeq and is a predicted model, not a curated record. NCBI's taxonomy places the organism in Eukaryota, Metazoa, Chordata, Actinopteri, Pleuronectiformes, Pleuronectidae.
GUGUUCCCAAAGAAGUUGCUCCAGGAGCAGAGCCCCAGACCACCGGUGUUCUCCCCUCCCCCAGGUGCCCAUGACCCCAACAUAGUGGGAGACGGUCCUCCGGAGGAGAACUCGGUCAAAAGCCCUGACGCUGUCCCAGAUAAGAAGAAGGUCAGGGAGACGGACCCCAACGAGGAGAAGGCUCAAGACGCAGAGAGAGGAGGAGGAGGAGGAGGAAGAGGAAGAGGAAGAGGAGGAGGAGGAGGAGGAGGAGGAGGAGAGGAAAGUGUGCUGAGGCCCAGAGACAUGAAUCCCAUCAUCAACUCCACCUCCAGUGCCAACAUGGCCCUCAUCAGCAACGCACUGGCAGCCUACAACUAUGUAUCAGACCACCCAGAGAGGGCAGCGCUCUUCUUCGUCUGCGGCGUGUGUCUGGGCCUCUUCCUCACGCUCUUCGCGCUGGUGGUCCAGAUCUCCUGUCGCACCGACUGCAAGCCCCGCAAGCAGCCCGCCGCCAAGAAGCGGCCCCGUCCCGCCGACACCUCGUCCGACUCCAGCGACUCGGACUCGGACUGGGAGACCACCUCGGACCUGUCGGCGCGGAGACACCGGCGGUUCGAGCGCACGCUCAACAUGAACGUGUUCACGUCGGCGGAGGAGCUGGAGAGGGCGCAGCGGCUCGAGGAGAGGGAGCGCAUCAUCCGGGAGAUCUGGAUGAACGGGCAGCCGGACAUCCCCGGGACACGGAGCCUCAACCGGUAUUACUGAGGCUCUUCAUAGGAAGAUCACAUGACUUGAACGCACUUGGCUCGGAGGCGAGGCCCCCGGACGAGGGCCACACAACUGUGGACUCGCUCGUAAGAAACAGUGGAAGUUACUGCAGACCUGGAAAGAAAGUCCUCCCUCUCCACCGGUUGGCAUAUUCCUCUGGGUGUCAUAAGCUAUACCCCAUUUAGAAAGAGAAUAAGCUCUCUGCAUGGUCAGCUCAGCUCUCGGCCUCUUCUCUCCGAUGAAAGAGAGGGUGAAAGGCUACGCUGCCUCGCCCGUGACCUCCGCAGGCCUUUUUGAAGUGUGGGGGGGGGGAUUUAUGGGGUCGGAUGCCUUCACACUGGCCCACAGAGACUACAUGCUGACUGAAGGACCGGGGCCUCAGAUGGGUCUGUUCUAUACGGACCGUGGAGCAGCUGCAGGAGACACUUGGGGCUUCACGCUCAGAAGAACCCUCCAGUAUUUAAGUGUGGACUUUAACGGAGGAGGCGGGGCUAAGCUGAACGCAGCUUGUAAGACAAUCUCUCCACAGUGGGAAACAAACAAAAACCAUGCUGCCUUUUGAACUUCAAAAAACCAAAAGAUUAAUUUUUUUGGGAGGGUGGGGUAGGGGACUUCAUCUCAACCCUUAUGAAAUAUAUUUUAUGAUAUUUAAUAGUUUAUUGAUGUUGUGUAUUGUUUUGUCCUCAAGUAUGGUUUGUUACGAGCUAUUUUUUUAUACCUGGCGAAGGUUGUCCGGCACCUCAGGGAUGCAAUCCUCGUGUUUCUGUGUUUCUUUGAGUGACGUCUGCGCUUCCUAAGAAGUGGAUCGGCCCGUUUCAGCAGCUGUGUCAGCAUUUAAACACAAAAAAAUUAAAAUUAAAGAUGUCAUAUAAAGAGCCUCCAAGAGGAUGAUUCAGCGAUUUUAACCUUAUUUUUGAUACCCGAUGUUUAAAUAUACACUGCAGUGCCUUCGCUAUACUUUUCAAGAGUGCAGCUCCUGUUAUCACUCGGAAACUGGUCAAAUGAUUUUUAUAGAUUGGAAAGAAAAACACCAAAUUUUAUCUGGUCGUACAUGUAUUCCCGUCUAACUGCCGCUGGAGUGGAGCACGUGUAAAAAGCUGAAUGUCUCAAAUGUCAAAAGUUGCACUUGUCGUCUCAUCAGAUGUAAAAAAUGUCGUAAAUAUGCCAAUUGUUGUUCAAGUGGAUUUGUUUGGAAACUGUCUUUUCUCACAGAUUAUAGUGAAUGUCAGAUGUUGGCCUUCUUCUUCUUCUUCUUCUUCUUCUUCUUCUUCUUCUUCUUCUUCUUCUUCUUCUUCUUCUUCUUCCUCUUCUUCUUCCUCUUCUUCUUCCUCUUCUCAAAGCUACCUGUGCUGCACAGAUGCUCGUGGUGAUCGCCUGCUCACGGCCGUCUGAAGAAGGAACGAGCGCUGCAGCAUCUGCUCCUCGUAAAUCACGUCGCCAGUUAUAUCGUCACAAUAUAAGCUAUUGUCAAUCCAGCUCUGUGUUGUUUUGUGCUGCCCUGGAUUCAAGCAUAGGAAAAGUAAAAAAAUAUAUAGUUUUCAGUUAAGAAAAAGGAAGCUUGGUUGGAGUUUUAACUGAGAGCACACGGGGACAUAUUGGGGUCAUCCAUGUUAAAGACUGCCACUCAUCGUAGGUUAUCUUUUAAUAAAGACAGCUCUUGUGUUGUGACUUUGAAUGGGAUUCAAAUUUGCCAAUAGCUGGUGAAGUGAGACCAAAAUAUGACUCCUGUGCUUGGAAUAAACUGCUCAAAAAAUAACUC